UUUAAAAUCUGGACUAGAUAAAGCUUCGCUGUCAGGUCAGGGCCCUAAAGAAAAGAGCGGUACCGUAGCGCUUUAACACGCUUACCUGAGGGCCUUUUUGUGACUGGUUGUCAAGGUGCCUGCUGAUUUCAGAGAAGACUGCAUUCAUUAUCAGUGCUUGGGAAUUUCAAAUUUUAGAUCAGAGUGAGUGAUUAUGGCGCCUCAAAAGACCAACAUCAGUCGGAUUAAAAGCCGAACCAAAUCGUCGGCCUUGGCCAAAGCAUUUCAAAUGGCAGAUAAAGAUCAGAAUGGCUGUCUUAAUGAAGAGGAGUUCCUCAAAGUUUGGCGCGAUCAAGGAGUGAAUAUCUCGGAGGAGGCGGGCUCUGCGUUCUUCAGAGAGAAGGAUAAAGAUAUGGACGGACGGAUAUCUUAUGAUGAAUUCAUCGGAGAGCUUACCGAAGUGGAGAAAAUGUGGAGUGCCAUUGAUCAAGAUGAAGAUGGCGUCAUUCGUCCAGGUGAUGUUAGUCUAGCCUCCUCAAAGUACAAGAAGUCCAUUCCAACCGAAAAAAUGGAGGCCAUUACGGAGGCCUUCCACAGAGACAUUAUCUCAAACCAGGGCGAGAUGACUUAUGUAGAAUUCUGUAGCGUAAUGAACGGACUCAAGUUAUCAUCAUCAUCGGUGCCAUCUAGCUCCAAACGAUUCAGAACAGGCAAUGGAACUCCCCAUCAGCGAGUGGUUCCCAAUAUAGAGCGACAAAGAUCAGAAGAACCGAUCAGUUGGUCGUCUAAGAAAUCUGCAGCCAGAUCCUCCACGGCCAGUUCCUCGUCCGAUGACAAACGAACGCAUUAUUCGCGACACUUCUAAGCAGUCUGAAAAUUCCAUGGCGAAUUGGCUCACAUACGCGUGGUUUGGAAAGGAGAUGUUGAAAGUAGACGGAAGAGCCUAUUGUGGAUUUGAUCCCUAUGGCAAGCCCUCGUAGGAUAGAUAAAUCAAAGCCAAUGACAAGAAAAGAGCUGUCCGUGUACUCGUACCAAAUCCAGCCAACAACACAAAACAGAUAUCAGUGUGGUUGAACGGUGAACCCCAAAGCAUGGAGGACGUUUGUUCAGCUCGUGGAGAAUUUAUGACGGGUUAUUGUUGUUCGCCAAAGGCCAGACUUUAAAACCUUGAAAGGCCAGAAAAACAUCAUGUUGGCAGAUCUAAGGAGAUCAAGGCGGACAAAGGCCGUCAUCAUGAUCAUCCUCGUCAUCAUUCUCGUUGUUGUUGUCGUAACUCAGAGAUUUGAUAUACAUACGAUACAGCUUCAACGCCAUUUUUACCAGAGCUUGUAUUUCUGCUUUGUUAUCAAACCCUUCCAAAGCACAGCAUGUAAAUGUAAACUGCCCGAGCAAGUUUCUUCAACAUUGGCUUAAUACUACUAUAUCCGAGGUGUUUCAGAGUGUGUGCGGCGGUGCCAGAUCCAAAGAAGACAUAAAGAGAUCCAGAGCCAACUUGGUCCACAAAAAGUGGGACGACCUCAAGUGAAAGGAUAAAAGCCGGAGGAAAAAGCUAGUUUGGCGACCCAAAUGCCUCUUGUCGUACUACAUAUGAGCUCUGCUCCCCCUUGAGUCUAAGGCCUAGGAGUAUGGGACAGCCAACCAACCAACCCACAAUAGCCUAUCCUAACAACAGCAACACCAGUCAACCAUCAGAACAGAACAGAUCCAAUGUCAUGGGGCGAGGUGGAGUAAUCAGUAAUUAAUUAAACACGACAAAGGACCAAAAGUGAAAAGCUUUCUACGUUUUUACCAGCAUCGAAUGUAAAAAGGAAAAAAGCCUGCCUUGGCCAUUUCCAUGGGGGCGAAGCAGACACCAUCAGGAAAGGUGAACCGUUCUGUGUCGAAGCUCGAGGCUUUGGUGAAAAUGAAGUCAUAAUGACAGUCUCACCCUCCUUCUCCUGGCUGACUGGCGCAUCAAAAGUCUUUGGGGCAAUCUCGCUCUAGUAUGGAGGGAUUAAGAAAGGGUUCGUUUAUUUGCUAAUGAGAAAGCUGAGCCAGAUAGAAAAGAGAACCGAACCAACCGAUGUGUGGAAGAGAAACCGUGAGUGUCAUUAUGACUCAGUACAUACAAUCAUAAUGAUGAUCAUUUUCACCUCAAGCCAUAUUGCCAUUAUCUACGUAUCCAACCUAAAAAGUACCUAGAGUUGAAAUUGGUUAGCGAUCAGUUACUGACGAAUUCCAAAUAGCCAAGAAGGAUCAGUUGAUCUUGAAAUAUAGUAAAGGCAUGCUUCUGGGUUCCAAUACUUUCGAAAAGAGUGUGUGACAAGCUCCAAUGUCUCCAAUACGAUAAAUUUGACAACACUACAUUCCAACACACUUCCUUCAAUUCAUUUACGUAUAUAUCGCGGUUUGAUAAGUCUUCACGGUUCCACCUCGCCAUAAAACACAGUCAAAGAAAGGAGAGGACUAGACUUGUUUGCGCUCUCUUGGUGCUUCAUUGAGCUAAUGAGACACCCUCUGAAGCAAGCCCUUUCCCCUCCUUCGUAGGCCAGGGGCGGGUAUUUAACAUCCAUUCUUCACCCAUACCCCCAUCAAGACUCAUA
Molecule: messenger RNA, 2561 nt
Organism: Tigriopus californicus
Lineage: Eukaryota; Metazoa; Arthropoda; Copepoda; Harpacticoida; Harpacticidae
Product: calmodulin-like protein 5
Exons: 2
Coding region: 194-844 (216 amino acids)
Molecular function (GO): calcium ion binding
Source: RefSeq, a predicted model, not a curated record